Messenger RNA from Ricinus communis (castor bean), 3448 nucleotides. Its product is annotated as receptor-like protein 7. The record is from RefSeq and is a predicted model, not a curated record. Bases 116 to 3160 code for a protein of 1014 amino acids. The transcript is spliced from 2 exons. Lineage: Eukaryota; Viridiplantae; Streptophyta; Magnoliopsida; Malpighiales; Euphorbiaceae. Gene Ontology annotation, molecular function: protein binding.
ACUUUGGUUCAAUCCUAUGAAUCCCUCCGAGUGAUAUGCAGUGAUGCUGUUUGAUUAAUUUAUAAACAUCUACAAUUUUAUCAUAGUAAGUGUUAGAGCAAAGUUUCUUUGGAAAAUGAGUGUCGUAAUUCUUGUCCAAAUCCUCUUCUUGUUAUUGCAUUACCCAGUUGAUUGUUCUUCGUCAGUAAUUUGCCAUCCAAAUGAGAGCUCUGCCUUACUUCAGUUCAAAGAUACACUGACUAGCCAUACAAAUUCAUAUGCGUAUUGUGGGGACAAACUCCCUGCCAUAGACACAUGGGUGAAGGAUACAGAUUGCUGCUUAUGGGAUGGCAUCACCUGUGAUGGGUUGACAGGUGAUGUGAUCGGCCUGGAUCUCAGUUGUCGUCCGCUUGGUGGCAAAAUCGCUCCGAAUACCACCCUGCUCCUCCUUUCUCAUCUUCAACGGCUCAACCUCGCUUAUACAUAUUUCGAUGACUCCUCAAUCCCAUCAUCUGGGUUUAGUUUGUGGACGAAUUUGACUUACCUUAAUCUUUCUACAUGUGGAUUAUCAGGUCAAACUCCAUCUGACUUGCAUCGCCUGUCCAAGUUGGUUUCGCUUGAUCUUUCAGGCAAUGAUUUGGAGUUUGACUUCAACACCAAUGGUCUUGAAAAUAUCUUGGCAAACUUGACAGAACUUAUUGAUUUAGACCUAAGUGAGGUGAAUAUGUCUUUGAUUUCAUCUGAAGCUUUUUUGAACCUUUCUUCUUCGUUGAGAACUCUUCGUUUCUCUGAUUGUUCUUUGCGAGGAAAUUUCGAUGGUGAUUUUGCUCGCUUUAAAUCCCUUGAGCUGUUUGACUUGUCAUACAACAAUGAUUUCGUGCUUAAUAUGACUACGGCUAACUGGCCUAGUUCAUUAAGGUCGUUAAAUCUCUAUGCUACAGGUUCAUCAGGAGAGCUGCUUGAACAUUCAAUAGGCAAUCUCAAGUCAAUGGAGUAUUUGGACCUGUCAUUCAAUAAUUUAUUUGGUCUAAUUCCAACAUCCCUUGGCAAUCUCGAGUCCUUGGAGUAUCUGUAUCUUAGGAACAAUAACCUUUCUGGCUCAGUUCCACAUACACUUGGCAAUCUAAAGCAACUCAAAUUCUUGGAUUUAAGUUCUAACCAUUUUUCAGGUCAGAUUCCUGAUAUUUAUGCUGAUCUUAGAAAAUUAGAGUUCUUAUAUCUUUUUGGUAAUGAUUUCAGUGGACAGUUACCACCUUCAAUGUUCAAACUCACUGAGCUUUAUUCUUUAGACAUUUCCUUCAACAAUCUCAAUGGCACCAUACCCUCUUGGUUGUUUGCUCUCCCAUCUUUGAAUGGUUUAGACCUUCAAAAUAACAAUCUCAAUGGACCCAUUAAACAUUUUCAAAACCCUCAUCAUUCUUCAUUGAAAUAUGUUCGUUUGAGUGAUAAUAUGAUAGAUGGUCCAAUUCCAAUUUCCAUUUUUGAACUCACGAACCUUACUGAACUUGAUCUUUCUUCCAAUAAGCUAAGUGGUAUUAUCGAGUGGAGCAUGCUUCAAAAGCUCAAAAAUCUUGAAAAUCUCAACCUUUCAAACAACAGCCAAUUAUCACUGACAAGUAAUACCGAUAUCAGUUUUAACUUGACCAACCUUUGGAAAAUGACUCUUUCUUCAUGCAAUAUAACAGAAUUUCCAUAUUUCUUAAGUACUCAACAGGCGUUGACUGCAUUAGAUCUUUCUAAUAACAGAAUUCAUGGCCAGUUUUCAAAACAAAAAUCAGAAGGAUGGAAAAGUCUGCAGUUUCUCAAUCUUUCUGGCAAUUUUUUAACUGGUUUAGAUCAACAUCCAUGGCAAAAUAUUGACACUCUUGAUCUAAAUUUCAACUGGCUACAAGGACAACUAUCGGUACCACCCCCUUCCAUAAGGCAGUUCAUGGUUUCAAACAACAGAUUAAGUGGAGAAAUCCCUUCCUUCAUCUGUAAUUUGGGUUCUAUUCAAGUCCUUGAUUUGUCUAAUAAUGGCUUCAGUGGGUUGAUACCAAAAUGUUUAGGCAUUAUGAUGAAUUGGCUCGUCAUUUUGGAUCUUCGAAAUAACAACUUCUCUGGUAAAAUUCCUGAAGUAUUUGGAAAUAGUGGCAGCUUGGUGUAUCUUAACCUUCACGGGAACAAUUUUGAAGGUCCAUUACCACCAUCUUUAGGUAACUGCAGUGGGCUACGUAUAUUAGAUUUUGGGAAUAACAAUAUAAGGGAUACAUUCCCCCAUUGGCUGGAAGCUCUGCCAAACUUGGAAAUUCUUAUCUUAAGGUCAAAUAGCUUCCAUGGUGAAGUAGGAGAUCCCAGUGUAGACCAUCCUUUCCCCAGUUUACAGAUUCUUGAUCUCUCUCAUAAUCACUUCACUGGUUUCGUACCUAUAAAACUUAUGCAAAAUCUAAAAUCUGUAGUUUAUGUGGAUAAAGAUGCAAAUCUACCUGAAUAUGUUGGAGAUAAGUUGUUUGUUGGGCGUUAUCAAUACUUUUUGGUGGAUGCUCCACUUAUAAGUCUGAUAAUUAAAGGAUGGGGAGUUGAACUGCGAAAAAUCCUUACUAUUUUGACAGUUGUUGAUUGUUCAAGCAAUGAAUUUCGAGGAGAAAUUCCCGAAGAAAUUGGCAUGUUAAAGUCUCUUGUGGUGCUCAAUUUUUCUCAUAAUAGUCUAACAGGUCGUAUCCCUUUGUCAUUUGCAAAUUUGACAAAUAUGGAAUCACUAGAUCUUUCCUCAAAUAAGCUUGUCGGAGAAAUCCCUUCCCAGUUAACACUUCUCUCAUUUCUUGCUGUGCUUAAUCUUACAUUUAACCAGCUCAAGGGACAGAUACCUCAGGGCAAGCAAUUCAAUACAUUCGCAAAUGAUUCAUAUGUGGGGAACUUGGGCUUGUGUGGAUUUCCAUUGUCGCAGAAAUGCAGCAGUGGGGAGCCACCCCAGUUAUCUCCUUCACCAAUACCUCAUGAAGAAGAAGAUUCUCAAGGCUGGUUUGAUUGGAAAUUUGCAUUAAUGGGAUAUGGAUGUGGGAUGGUGUUUGGACUAUCCAUGGGCUAUAUUGUCUUAGCAACAAGGAAACCACAAUGGAUUGUGCGGAUAAUUGAGGAAAGACAACAUAGAAGAGUAAGACGACCAUAUCCAAGACGGACAACGAGAAGAAGAAAUCACUAAAUGCAGGAAGAUAAUGGCUUGCUGCUCAAAGAGACCGGGAAAAUUUGUCUUUGCAAGUUUGUUGUUAAUAUGUGCUUUAUUUAUGUAUUUAUUUUGGCUUUUUCGAUAGUGUACCUAGGUAAGUUAUGCAUUUGGGGGUAAAUUUAACAUGCUGGGUUUGAAUGCUUGGAUUUGAGGCAAAUAGUGAUUUACCUCCUAAAUGUCUAAUCAAUUGCCGCAUCUCAAUGCUUUUCGAGAAGAACUAGCUAGCUCUGAGUUCGAGUAGAUAAAGAAAAAUGUCAUUUUAAA